AUGUCGGCGGCAGCGACCACGACCUCAACCACCACAACCCCGACCACCACGACGACCACGAUGACGGCGGAGGAGCGACGAGCUGCAAUGGAGCAGAGUUUCGACACGCAGAGCCGGGCGCGGCUGGGCCAGCUGCUGUCGGAGAGUCGCAAAAUGCACCGACGCAGCCUGUCGUUCAGCUACUGCCAGGCCCAGGGCGGGGGGCUGGAGACGCUGCUGCUGGCCUGCGAGGUGGCCGACCAGGUCAUGGCCAACCUCCGCACUUUUGCCCCCUCGUCCUACCACCACCAGCAGCAGCCGCCCCGGCCCCAGGUGGUCGAGGGGCCGAAGGAGGAGGGCAGCGGCGCCGAGAGCGGAGCAGAGUGGGAGCGGGUGAAGGAAAAGAACGAGAGCGAAGACGAAAAGGAAAAGAGCGAAGAAAAGAGCGAAGCGAAAGCGAAGGGCGUCGCGGACGACGGGAAAAGAACGAAGCGACACACGCGAAGCCUGUCGGAGAGCGGCAAGAAGGCGCAGGAGGAGCUGCGCGAGAAGAAGGAGAGCCUCGGCGACGAAGCGCGGAUCGCCGAAGAGCAGCGGAAGGAGCGGGAGCGGCUCGAGAGGGAGCGCAAGGAGCAGGAGGCGCUCGCGGCGAAGAACGAACGGCUCCUGCGGCUCUUUGUCAAACAGGAGCAGCAGUCGACGCCGGAGCCCACGGAGAGCGCCACAGCAGCGGCGAUGAACCGCCAAAAGAGCGAAAGCGACAGAGGAUUGACCACCACCAAAGAGCGAAAGCGAAGCGAGGAGCAGUCGGGCGGAGGCGGUGGCGACAAGACGCCGAGGGAACGGCGCCAGGCAGGCCAUCGGCAGCAGCACAGCGAGUGCGAGAGCGCGGUGGAGGAGAGCGAAGCGGAGGAGGACUGCACCAAAGCGCUGCGAAGCGGAAGCGACAUCGAGUCAGCGGAGGAGAUCAACCUCGGGGUGGAGGAGUGGGAGCGACAGCAGGAGGAGGACGAGGAGGGAGAGCUGUGGGAAGAUGCGGCGGGCGAUAAGGACCAGCAGCAGCAGAAGAAGAAGGUCAAACUGGCGCGGCUGAUGAAGAUCAAGCCCAAGAUCAUGAGCGGACGAAGGAAGAGCAAGAGGGAGGAAAGAGAGAAGGAGAAAGAGGAAGCGAAGAAGGUGAACGCGAAGAACACCGUUUUACUUCACUCUUCGCCCGUGUAG
Molecule: messenger RNA, 1200 nt
Organism: Acanthamoeba castellanii str. Neff
Lineage: Eukaryota; Discosea; Longamoebia; Acanthamoebidae
Exons: 2
Coding region: 1-1200 (399 amino acids)
Source: RefSeq, a predicted model, not a curated record